Messenger RNA from Epinephelus fuscoguttatus (brown-marbled grouper), 876 nucleotides. It is a transcript of the gene them4, whose product is annotated as thioesterase superfamily member 4. The record is from RefSeq and is a predicted model, not a curated record. Lineage: Eukaryota; Metazoa; Chordata; Actinopteri; Perciformes; Serranidae.
AUGGCAAGGAGCCUCGGUUGUAUAUUCAGGGGCUUUCAACGCCUAGGCUCACUUUCAUCCUCCCAGACUCAACUCAUCCACCCUCCUCCUCCCAGGUUUUCAGUCAGGACCACCUCUGUACGGACCGUGGUGCAGGCACUGCUAUUGCUCUAUUCCUCCACACAGGACUUCAGCUUGCCUAACUCGUCGUGGAGCUCAGAAAUGAUGCAGCUGUAUGAGCAUUACAACAGCCAGUGUGAGGUGGAGAUGGAGGGAGGAGAGCAACAGAAAAGGCCUUGGCAGAAACUGCCAAGUUAUAGCCGCCUCCCCGAUUAUCCUACAGGUGGAGUGUAUCUUAGUGAGAUGAUCCAGUCAAAAGCUUGUUUUUUCACCCGUAACAUCACAGACCCAGGGGCUGCGUUUGAGUACGCUAUGUUUAUUAACAUUAAGGAGCAGAAGUGUGUGUGCAUUUUCCAGGCUGGACCACUGUUGGAGGGGGCGCCAGGACAUGUCCAUGGGGGGGCAAUAGCCGCUGUGAUUGAUACUGUGAUUGCGGCUCAUGCUGCUGUCCACUGUGGACCUGUUAUGACUGCCAACUUCAACAUCAACUUUCGCAGCCCCAUCCCACUGGGAAGCACCGUGUUACUUGAAUCCUGUGUGGAUAAGAAGGAGGGCAGAAAAAUCUUUCUCUCAUGUAAAGUGACGAGCACCGACGGCUCCAAAGUGCACACAGAAGCAACAGCACUGUUCCUGACAAUCAAUGCCAGCAACCUCGUGCAGAGAGUGAGACACAAACACGGCAGCCUACCACCUGAGGCCACAACGAGUGAGUGAAUGUGUGUUGCGAAGUUUCAGUACCAAGUAAUCAUAAAUAGCUGCACAAAUGUAUUAAUGAAU